This is a messenger RNA of Rhizophagus irregularis DAOM 181602=DAOM 197198, 666 nucleotides long. The record is from RefSeq and is a predicted model, not a curated record. NCBI's taxonomy places the organism in Eukaryota, Fungi, Glomeromycota, Glomeromycetes, Glomerales, Glomeraceae.
AUGCUUGCUUAUCGUAUUUAUUUCUGGGUAAAAAAGGGACAAAGCCAGAAACAUUAUAUGCUAGAUGUUGCUCUAGUUCCAUGUGACUUUUUCUGUCGAAAUUUUCAGUCCUCUUUCGAGGGCACUCGUGCCUUUGAUGGUUCUGAUUCUGAUUCUGGUUCUGAUUCUAGACCAAAAGGUGACAGGAAAAGAAAAAAGUCAAAAAAUCAACAGCCAAAUCCUACUACUUCUAAAAGAUACCAACUUAUGUCUGAAUUGCGCAAAAAUAUGAGAGAAGCAUUGCAAAAAAGGAGAAACAGGUCAAAGACAAUUGUUAAUUUAAAGGAACUCAAAGAUCCACUGAUCGAAAAGUUCAAGGAUGAAGAAUUAUUGCCAAUCGUCUCAGAUAACGGCUAUCACAGCCCUGAGUUUUCAGAAGAUGAUGACGGGCAAAAUAUAAUAGUUGUACGUAAUCUGCGAUGGCGAUCGAGCACGUUGCGCCGAUUUUUGUAUUAUGUAGACAAAAAUACAAAAAAAGGUAUCAAAAAGCGAGAACAGGUGUAUAAACCCAGCGAAUCUGUUGAUGAAAUAGCGCCAUCAGAUGCGCCUGGUUGGGCUAAAUCAGGUUAUGAUGGUCCGUUGAAAAGACCGGUCGCAAAGGUGGUCAGUAAAUAUAUUACGCAAUGA